GUAAAUCGCAAUGGCUAUCACUCUAUCAAUGUGCAGAUGGUAUGUGAUGCUGGGUUCCGGAUUCAAAAUGUAGUUGUGAAGUGGCCUGGAAGUGUCCAUGAUGCCCGCAUAUUCCGGCAAUCUUCCUUAUGCCUGGAUUUGGAAAAUGGUGUCAUGGAUGGUUACUUGCUUGGUGACAGUGGUUAUGCGUGCCGACGUUACCUUCUAACACCAUACCUGAACACACGAUCACAAGCACAGGAAAGAUAUAACAGAGCCCUAGUAAAGACUCGAGUCAUUAUUGAACAGACAUACGGUGUGUUGAAGCGCAGGUUUCCUUGCCUUUCAUAUGGCCUUCGUGUACAGCCCCAGCGAUGCUGCCAGAUAAUAUUGACCUGCUCCUUCCUCCACAACUUUGGUCUAGAUAAUGGAGACAUAUUUGAUCGUCUGGACGAUUUUGAUGUUGAUCAACCAGAUCAUGACUUUCAUUUUCAAAUUCAAAAUCCAGGCAAUGGCCUUCUUUUCAGAGAUGUUUUAGCACAAACAUUCUUCUCCUGACUGAUAUGUUCAGUUUCCUUUUUCAUAAAAGUGCUGUAACUGUUAUGACAGUAUUUGAGUAUUUGAAAAAAGUAAGAAUCAUUUUGUUUUUAGCUGAACUGAAUGAAGAAUGGAGAACUAUACUACUCUGCGUUAUGUCGGCAGCAGCGUCGGCUGGACAUCUUGUUUAAGAUUUUGCAUAUACUGGUAUGAACAUUUAAAGCUGCACUCUCACAGAUAUACCAUUUUUGCAACUUUUUUUAUUUUGUGUCUUGGAAAGAGCAAAUUUUGGCGUAAAUAUUUGCAAACCAAUGAUAUAAGAUUGCUGACAAAAAAUCUGAUCGUAGAUUUUCAUAUUUCCAUACCAAAAUUAAUGUUUUAUUGCUUAAACUGUUACUAACAGUAUAAGGAAAAUGCAUAAAAUAUCAAUUUUUGAACUUUAUAUAACAAUCUGCCAUCUGAUUUUUUGUCAGCAGUCU
This is a messenger RNA of Mya arenaria, 995 nucleotides long. RefSeq names its product putative nuclease HARBI1. Lineage: Eukaryota; Metazoa; Mollusca; Bivalvia; Myida; Myidae. Bases 37 to 537 code for a protein of 166 amino acids. The transcript has 4 exons. The record is from RefSeq and is a predicted model, not a curated record.